Durusdinium trenchii is the source of this 2073-nucleotide messenger RNA. The record is from the annotation of a GenBank genome assembly. Lineage: Eukaryota; Dinophyceae; Suessiales; Symbiodiniaceae.
AUGAGGGCCAGGCACCUCACACAGCCAUCUUGGGCUGCGCAGACUCCCGAGCUCCGUUGGAGAAGAUCUUCGAUGCUCUGCCUGGAGAUCUCUUCGUGCUGCGCAACGCAGGAAACACCUGCACUCAUGCUGAAGGCAGCAUGGUGGGCAGUCUGGAGUUUGCCACGGGGAAGUUGGGGACUCGACUCAUCCUGGUUUUGGGCCACACCGCCUGCGGUGCCAUCAACGGUGCCACUCAGGAUGUUUCUGAAGUCUUGGACUUCCUCGGAACUGCCGUCGCAGACCUACUUUGGAAAAUCAACUGGCAAGGCCACCUCCGCCCUGGAAGGCUUGCUUCGGGAUUUGAUGGAGGUCGCCGAAAAUGCUGCAAGCGAUCUUGGGAGUGAUGACAUCGUUGCGGUGGGCAAGCACGCCGUGAAGAUCAACGUCUUGCAUACCAUGAAGUUUCUUCUCAAGUACAGUAAGACCAUUCGCGACCUUGUGAUCAGUGGGAAGGUGGAGCUGCAAGGGGGCAUCUACAAUCUGGAGACAGGCCGAGUGGAUUUCCUUGGCAAGCACCCUGAGCAGGAUGUGCUCUUCGGCUCCAAGAUGGACUUGCCUCCAUCCAUGUUCAAGUCUGAGGCACCGAGCUUCGUGCGCACCACCGAGUCCAAUGCAGUGAGCGCCAGGGAGGCUCUGAAUAUCUUGGCAGAGGGCAACAAGCGCUACCUCUUAGGCGAACCUAAAGCCUUUGGAGCCACCAAGGACAUGCGCAAAGCGUUGGUGGACAAGGGCCAAGCUCCCCACGUGGCCGUGGUCGGAUGUUCCGACUCUCGCGCUCCAGUGGAGACCAUUUUUGAUGCCUUGCCUGGAGACAUCUUUGUCCUGCGCAAUGCGGGCAACACCUGCACCCAUGCCGAAGGCAGCAUCGUGGGAAGCUUGGAGUUUUGCGUUGGCAAGCUAGGAAGUCGCUUGAUCCUGGUCAUGGGCCACACGCAGUGCGGAGCCAUCAAUGGUGCCACCAAGACCUACUUGGCGGACAAGAGCUCGGUUGACCGUGCGCAUCCCUCUUGUGCCCUGGAGGGCUUGCUCUUCGGCCUUACUCGGGUGGCUGCGGAUGCUGCUCAGGAGUUGGGGCCAAAUGCCACGGAAGACCAGCUCGCCAAGCACUCCGUGAAGGUCAAUGUCUUCCACUCCAUCAACUUUCUCCUUAAAUUCAGCCAGCCCAUCCGGGACUUGGUCGCCAAAGGCGAACUGGAGGUCCAAGGUGCAAUCUACAACUUGGAGACAGGGCAAGUGGACUUCUUGGGCCCUUCGCCCAAACAAUCGGAGCUCUUGUCCUCCAAGAUGUUCGUGCCACCCGGCGUGGCGGGUGCUUCGCAGUCCUCCGUGCUCUUAGGGCUCCACGGCGUGCGCACUCCGGAGGAUCCUCCUCUGAAACCCCCUGCAGCGUUGAAGCUGUUGAAGGAAGGCAACCUGCGCUUCGCCAAAGGCGCGCCGGAAGCUGGAAAGAUCGAUGCGCAGAUGCGCAAGGCCUUGGCCGAUGUGGGCCAGGCGCCACACACCGCGGUCUUGGGCUGCGCUGAUUCGCGGGUGCCGUUGGAAUUGGUCUUUGACACCUUGCCUGGAGACCUCUUUGUUCUUCGCAAUGCCGGAAAUACUUGCGUACACUCUGAGGGAAGUGUCUUGGGAUCCCUGGAGUUUUGCAUCGGCGCGCUCAACACCAAGCUGAUCCUCAUCCUUGGGCACACGAACUGCGGGGCGAUCAAGGGCGCCACCAAGCAGUACCUCUCCAGUAAGGCCACGGGAGAGCCCGCAAAUGCCUUGGGGGCCCUCCUGAUGGGGCUUAGCGAUGUGGCUCAGGAGGCCGAAGCGCAGCUAGGCUCCACAGCCACCGAGGCGCAGCUGGCGGACGAAUCCGUGAAGCUGAACGUCUUCAAGAGCAUGGACUAUUUGCUGGACAACAGCAGGGUGAUCGGAUCCAAAGUCUUGAGCGGCGAGGUGGAUUUGGAGGGUGGCAUCUAUGACCUGGACACUGGACGUGUCACCUGGUUGGGCAAAAGCCCCUACGUCCAGAGGCGGCUGAGAGGUUGA